UGCAAGGUCUUCGACGCCGCCCACGCGUUCUGAAAUUCAACAUUUUUCUGAUACUUCCUUUCAUCUACGAAUCUCUCCUAAGCAUCUCUUUUAUACCCUUUGUCUCGUAUAUCCAUGUACUUACACUCAGCAAAUAACCCCAUGCCCAAGCCGACGGAGAACGUUCCAGUGUUCUUGUUCUGCUUCGAACAAAGAACCGUGUUCAUGAAGCGUCGCGAGACUUAUGAAGACAUGAUAACCGCCUUGCGAAUCAAAUUCGAUAUCCCAGAUAACGUUAACCCAAUUCUACGCGUUUCGACAUUGGACAUUUGUCAUGAAAGAGAGAUCGAAGUCGAUGAGGAUGCCUACGAAGCCAUGGCGCCAUUUCUGGAUGAAAUAAAGAUCGUUCUUACUCCUCGAAGCAACGAUAAAGGAAAAGGGCGCUCUAUUAGGAAGCAUGCAUCCCCAGCCCUCACCGCACGACGAAUUCCCGCAAAAACGAAAUCCGUGCUAUCCGAAUCGCGCACCCCGAAAGUUGUAAAUGCAGCGGAACUAUUCGCAAACGACGACCACUUGACGGAUGAGGGAGGCCAAGACGAUGAAGAAAUAGAUGCCACACAGCCGCCAAGCUCGUCUUCGAGUCACGAAACUGGUCGCUCCUGGGAAGAGGUUGAAGAAUCAGAUACAGAGCGACGAAAUGUGAGAAAGGUGUUCAAAGCAGAUAAAAGCAUGAUGAUCGUCAAGCAAGAAAUAGAGGAGAUCGUGUCACCGAAGGCUUCUGGACCAAGUGGACUUAACACGUCGCCGGCGAAGAAAGAACGUUCUUCUGGCCCAGGAGUGAGGAAUCCAUCGCCUAGGAAAGAGCGCUAUGAAGAGCCAGGAGUUCAAGCCAGCGGCGAAGAUGACCUCGACAAACACUUUGAAGUUACCGUUAUCGGACCUCAGGAUAACCAGCGGGCUAGACUGAAGACUCGCGGAAGAUAUCAAGUCAAGAAGGUUCUUCACGGUGUUUGCAAAUCGUUCGGGAUUCCCUUUGACACGGCUAAAUUGAUCCAUAUCGUCAAGUUCGUUGAAGACGGCACCGAAGUUGUGGAACAGUUCGAAUGUGAUAAUGAUGAAACUAUAGCUUACUGCGGCAUUAAGGAGAAUGCGCAGCUUGCUGUGAUCCUCCAAGAGGAUGACGACGAUUCCUAUGAUGAAGACGAAGAGUAGCUGACUGCAGAGCGCCGGUAUAUUUCUACUAUCCAAGAUCUUUUGUCGAGAGGUCGCAAUGUUGUAUGUAUGUCUAUUUUUCUUGUGCCAACUGAGAGCACUUCCGUCAGUCGCCGUCAAUGGGACCGCCAGCUGAGUGUCCGUGGAGCUUUCACGCUGCAAAUUUCAGGACGACCAUGCGCGGCUGAUAUCAUUAUCUUCAGGAGGUUUAACGGCAGCAGCGGGUAAGUCUUUUGGCGACCCACUAUGGCGGCAUCCUCUCUUGCCGAAAGAUAUUGGAG
This is a messenger RNA of Desarmillaria tabescens, 1472 nucleotides long. RefSeq lists its product as uncharacterized. NCBI's taxonomy places the organism in Eukaryota, Fungi, Basidiomycota, Agaricomycetes, Agaricales, Physalacriaceae. The record is from RefSeq and is a predicted model, not a curated record. Bases 115 to 1191 code for a protein of 358 amino acids. The transcript is spliced from 7 exons.